CAUUAAAGUAAAUUAUAAUCAACAGAUAAUAAUUUUUCACUAUAUUUCAAAAGUCUCUGAAAAAUUAAUAUUUAACUAAAUAUUUAUAAUAUACGUCAAACACUUCAUAGUCAAAUGAAAACUUAAAUUCAGAUGAAAUGAUUUCAUAUAAAUUGUGAAAUCUAUUUUCAUCGGAUGUUCAUUAUAAAUAUGACCACAACAAUAUAUAAACAGUGAACCAUAUUGUCAUAAAAACAUUUAUUAAACAUAAUAACAUCAUUAACUACAAAGCCUAAUAGCCAUAUUAAAAGCAUUUGAAAAUAUAAUUUAUUUAAACAGUGUAUUAAAUAAUAGAAAAGUUCAUUAAAAUGGGUAACAAGGAGAAUAAUGUACCUUCGGGUGGACAGGUAGCUAACGAAUUGGUAGAGCAAUUGAGACACAAAUUCCUGGACUCACUGGCCAGGGAUGGCCAGGACUACGACCCGCGGGACGUGGAGAUAAUCCGCACCGACGACUACUCCAUCCGCCGGUUCCUCACCUCUAAUAACAUGAAUGCGAGUCAAGCCUAUAGUCAGUUACAGGAGACGAUGCGGUGGCGGAAGGAGUUCCCCGUCCAGAGGGACUACAGCCAGUGCGGGGUUGAGGUGUUCCGCACCGGAGCAAUGUUUAUAUUUGAAAAUGACAGGGAGGGUAGGCCUGUGCUCUAUGCCAGGGUCAGGACUCAUGUAAAGAUUCAGGAGCUGGAACGUCUGGUUGAGGAGGUAAUUGUGACCACAUUUGAGAAGUUGGACCAAAUCGCCGGCGAAAAGGGGUUUACGGUAGUGAUGGACGUGUCGGGCGCCGGCCUAUCAAACGUAGACAUGCGGGCCGUCAAGUUCAUGAUCACUGUUAUGCGCAAAUAUUACCCCGAGUCACUCAAAUGUGUGCUCGUGGUCAAUCUACCCAUAUUUCUGCGCACAUUUAUGCCUAUCGUACGUAUACUGUUAGGCAGCAAAUACUCGGAAAUGUUGCACACGGUGUCCGAUGCCCAGGAUCUAUUUAACUACAUUCACCCUGAUAAUGUGCCAAAGUAUUUGGGAGGUAAUAAUUGCCACGACUUUACACAACCGCCCGCUGAAUGUCAUUAUAAAACCGAGGAGUUGUCGCACUUGUAUGGGCUCAGCCCUACCGUCGUCCGGAAAGCCAUCCAAAAGUUUGAGCCCCAUAUAAACGACGCUAAAAAGUUGCUGUUUAAGUCCAUUGAUUUAAACGCCAAUUGAUAAAAUAUUUUAAUUAAAAUAACAAAAACACAUUUAAACAUAGGAUAGUUGGCACGUAAAUCCUCUUAUCAUUGAAAAACAUUUUUAUAAACAUAAUCUAUUUUGCAAAAUAUAUUUAUAAUUACUAUAUUCUGUCC
Molecule: messenger RNA, 1375 nt
Organism: Oppiella nova
Lineage: Eukaryota; Metazoa; Arthropoda; Arachnida; Sarcoptiformes; Oppiidae
Source: the annotation of a GenBank genome assembly